CAGCAUAUGUUAAUUUCCACCGUUUUUCUUAGUUUAAACAGAUUUUCCUCCGUAAUUCUCUGAUUCUUUUUCUUCGUUGCUCUCCUCCAUUCUCACUCCACCCGCUCACAAUUGAGUCGAACAGUACCCUCUCCAUGGAAUUGGCCACCUCAAUUUGCUCCAUCUCUACAAACAAUCUUCCUCUAUAUGGAUACCCGCGAAUACAAAUAGGCUCCUUCAAGUACCGCCCACUUUUCUCUCCAUGGCGUGCUACUUGCACUGCUACUAGCCCAAGGAGUUCCUUUACGAAUAUGGUUUCAAAUGGGUAUGUGGGUAGAGGCAGCAGCAGCUUUAGAUAUAAUACUAGUGCUAAUAAUAGCAAUAGCAAGAAGCUAUACACCAUAAUCGACUCUUGUUUGGUGGUACCUCCACCUAAAGGUAAAAACCCACGAGCAAUCAUCAAGUUCUUGGGUGGUGCCUUCAUUGGAGCUGUCCCGGAAGUCACCUAUGGCUACUUGAUAGAGCUAUUGGCAAAGGAAGGGUAUCUUGUUAUUUUGGUGCCGUACAAUGUGACAUUUGAUCAUGCUCAUGCUACUAGACAAGUCUAUGAGAGGUUUAAUGCUUGCUUGGAUUUAAUACUAACAUCAGGACUGCCUGAUGCCAAUUUAACUGCUGCCCAGCUUGUUGGUCUUCCACUAUUUUCUGUUGGUCAUAGCAAUGGUGCACUACUCCAAGUUCUGACAGGAAGUUAUUUCUGUGACAAGAUACCAAAGGCUAAUGUCAUAAUCUCAUUCAACAACAGGCCUGCUACAGAGGCGGUACCAUACUUUGAGCAGCUAGGUCCACUUGUUAAUCAGAUGAUGCCAAUUAUGGAGGCAAACCCUAUGUAUUCAAUGGCUAGGAGUGCCUCAGGGGAUGCUUGGAAAAUGCUAACUGAUACGGCUGGAGCAAUAAUACCAGAAAUUGAACGAGAUGCCCUAACAUCAUUAACCAAAUUUGUUGAUCAGUUGCCCUCAGUAUUGAAUCAGGUUACAGAGGGAGUAUCAGAGUUCAAGCCCAAACCUUCUGAAAAUCGUGAUUGUUUUAGGAAUUCCUAUAAUGUCCAACACACACUACUGGUGAAAUUCAGCUCUGAUACAAUUGAUGAGACGGAUCUCCUUGAAGAGACCUUGAAGCCUCGUGUUGAGUCCAUGGGUGGGACAAUAGAAAAGGUCCAAUUAAGUGGUAACCAUAUCACACCAUGCAUACAGGAACCAAAAUGGCAAGUAGGUUAUGUGUACACUCCUGCGGAUGCCAUUGCUCAAGUUCUGAAGACUCUCUCACUGAAUGAGACUAGGGUUCUCUCCAGAACCAUCAGCAACUGGUUCAGACGUUUUGAAGAUUGAAAUACCAGAGAUUCAGAAGGUUUAUAUGAAGGUGGACAUGCAACAGUAUGGUUAGUUUUAACUGUAAAUUUUGUAAUAGGACCAUUGUUAUGAGAUAAUUAGAUGUAUACUGAUUUGUCAGAGUAUCUUCUGUUGGAAAAGAAACAUACUGAAAAACAUAGGAAAAGCUUUUAUUGCAUGGAGAUGACUUUCUGUACAACUCAAUGAUAAAAAUACUAACUUAAUGUGCUGCUA
Manihot esculenta (cassava) is the source of this 1598-nucleotide messenger RNA. RefSeq lists its product as uncharacterized. NCBI's taxonomy places the organism in Eukaryota, Viridiplantae, Streptophyta, Magnoliopsida, Malpighiales, Euphorbiaceae. The transcript is spliced from 9 exons. The coding region runs from base 135 to 1364 and encodes 409 amino acids. The record is from RefSeq and is a predicted model, not a curated record.